AUGAAGCUGUCGUGCGGAGCCAUCCUCGCGCUGUCGGCCGGGGCCGGAGCCGCCGGAGUGGCGGCCGGCAAAUCGUGCACGCCCAAGGCAGGCGGCUCGCCCAAGGUGGACGACGUGCCGGCGAUCCACGCCGCCAUCAAGGCCUGCUCCUCGGGCACCGUCGUCAUCCCCAAGGGCACCACGUACCACGUCAACUCGCAGCUCUCGCUUGCCGGCUGCCGUGGGUGCACGCUCCAGCUGGACGGGACGCUGCAGGUCUCGGCCGACGUGGGCUACUGGAACAACAAGGGCCGCAUCAUCUACAUCUCCGGCGUCAACGGCGCCACCAUCACGGGGUCCGGCACCAUCGACGGCAACGGCCAGGCGAGCUGGGACUACUACGCCAAGAACCGCGGGAUCAACCUCCCCUUCCUCGUGCAGGUGGACGGCAGCGCCAACGUGGUCGUCAGCGGCAUCACGCUGCGCAACGCGCCCAUGUUCCACGUCGUGACGAGCGGCAACUCGCACCACAUUCGCUACUCGCACCUGACGCUCCACUCGGUCAGCAAGUCCAAGGCCGAGGCGAUGAACACGGACGCCUUCGACAUUGGCGCCUCGUCGUGGGUCACGGUCGAGCACAGCACCGUCACCAACUCGGACGACUGCGUCGUGCUCAAGCCCGGCUCGGACCACAUCACCGUGCAGGGCAUGACGUGCACCGGCUCCCACGGCCUCUCGGUCGGCAGCCUGGCCGACGGGCCCGGCGUCAACGAGCUCGUGUCCAACAGCAUCUUCCGCGACUCCCUCAUGAUCGACUCGCUCAAGGCCGCCGGCAUCAAGUACUGGCCGGGCGGCCCCCAUCACGGCACCGGCCUCGUCUCCAACGUCACCUGGCAGAACAUCCAGGUCCAGAACUGCAACUACGCCUUCCAGGUGGCCACGUGCUACAACUCCCGGCCGGCCGCCUGCGACAAGCACCCGUCCACCGGCCGCAUCGAGGGCGUCACCGUCGCCGACUUUACCGGCUUCACGUCGCGCGGCUACGGCACCUCGGCUGUCGCCAAUAUCGACUGCUCGCGCCGGGGCUCCUGCGGCAUUAAGAUGCGCAACUUUGGCGUCACGUCCCCCGACAAGAAGAACCAGGUGCUGUGCGCCAACACGCCGGCCAGUCUGGGGGUUGGCUGCACCGCUGGCGCGUGGGGUUAG
Ustilaginoidea virens is the source of this 1185-nucleotide messenger RNA. RefSeq lists its product as uncharacterized. The transcript has 2 exons. NCBI's taxonomy places the organism in Eukaryota, Fungi, Ascomycota, Sordariomycetes, Hypocreales, Clavicipitaceae. Gene Ontology annotation, molecular function: polygalacturonase activity. The coding region runs from base 1 to 1185 and encodes 394 amino acids. Gene Ontology annotation, biological process: carbohydrate metabolic process. The record is from RefSeq and is a predicted model, not a curated record.